AUGACUAAUAAUAUCCAAUUGACCCAGAAUGGUAAUGUGAUCUCAGCCAUUGAUAAUCAAGAGAAAAUCCAGGUGGAAAAAUACAAUCAUGAACAAGAACCUACAGAUCAACAGAAUCAACGAAAGAUUGCUAUAAUCGAAAACCUGCUUGAUACAACGGCAUUAAUUAUUGAUGUGAUCUGGAAUAAAUUUUCCAUAAAGAUUAAUGCACAAGUCAUUUCACUUCGUCUAUUUAUUCAAGAAACUUUACGUAGAUCACGAACAUCUUGGAACACUCUCCAAAUUGCAUUAUUUUAUCUUUUACGAAUAAAGCCUAAAAUUUCAACACUUCCAGUAUCCACUAAAACAAAUAACAAGGGAGAUCCGGCUACCUGUGGUCGUCGAAUGUUUCUCGCAUCUCUUAUCAUAUCCUCUAAAUAUCUUCAAGAUCGCAACUAUGCUAACAGUGCUUGGUCAAAGAUAUCUGGUUUACCAAUAAGAGAUAUUAAUGCAAUCGAACGACGAUUUCUUAUUCUUAUUGACUACAAUUUAUUUAUUAAAGAUAAUAUUUUUAAGAAUUGGUCAAAUUUUUUGAGAUUACAUAUCUGUCCUAUUUCUGAAUGUGAAGUAACGCAAAAAGAUGCCUUUAGUAUAGUUGAAAACCAACAAGCUAUCACAAAAUUUGUUGACUGUCAGGUGUGA
This is a messenger RNA of Dentiscutata heterogama, 681 nucleotides long. The record is from the annotation of a GenBank genome assembly. NCBI's taxonomy places the organism in Eukaryota, Fungi, Glomeromycota, Glomeromycetes, Diversisporales, Gigasporaceae.